AUGCUGACCGCGUUCACAAGGUUCGGAGUCUUACUCCUCUUCAUAUCCUCCUUGCUUCUUCUCCUAGUCACCAUCUCGUCGCCCAUCAUCAACGAUCUCGGUCUCCUCCGCGUUGAGCUCGGCAACAGCAGCAAAACGCAAGACUACAUCGUCACCUUCGGGACCUUCGGCCAUUGCACCUCAAACGCGCUUCCAAAUGGCCACGAUAUCUGCACCGGCCGCCAUAUUGGCUACGAGCCCGCCGCACUGAUGUCCCGCGUGGACAAUUUUGGCAUCGACUCCUUGUCCGGCGGCACUUCCGAUGCGCUCACACGAGUGAUGGUCCUGCAUCCGAUAGUGUGCGGUAUCACAUUCAUCGCCUUUCUGGUGUCCAUCGGCGCCGGAGUUGUUGGCUCUUUGGCUGGUGCAUUCACAGCUUUCGUGGCAUGGGUCCUGACCAUCAUUGUAAUGGCGACGGACUUCACGCUGUUCGGUGUCGUGCGGCAUCAUGUCAACGAGGACAGCUCGAGGAGCAAGGCUUACUUCGGCUCGGCGAUCUGGAUGCUCGUGGCGGCUUUCCUGCUAUUGGGUCUUGCGAUGUGCAUUCUGCUGUUCACUUGCUGCGUGUCAAGGAGGCAGAAGAAGAAAGAUGCCGAGGCCAUGAAGGAGGCAAAAGCGACGACACCCAAGCGGAAGAAGAGAUUCGGCCUAUUCUAG
This is a messenger RNA of Zymoseptoria tritici IPO323, 696 nucleotides long. RefSeq lists its product as uncharacterized. The coding region runs from base 1 to 696 and encodes 231 amino acids. The record is from RefSeq and is a predicted model, not a curated record. Gene Ontology annotation, cellular component: plasma membrane; growing cell tip; cell division site. The transcript has 2 exons. Lineage: Eukaryota; Fungi; Ascomycota; Dothideomycetes; Mycosphaerellales; Mycosphaerellaceae.